Messenger RNA from Stegostoma tigrinum, 2456 nucleotides. RefSeq names its product UDP-glucuronosyltransferase 2A1-like. The record is from RefSeq and is a predicted model, not a curated record. Bases 440 to 2062 code for a protein of 540 amino acids. NCBI's taxonomy places the organism in Eukaryota, Metazoa, Chordata, Chondrichthyes, Orectolobiformes, Stegostomatidae. The transcript has 2 exons. Gene Ontology annotation, molecular function: UDP-glycosyltransferase activity.
UUCCUUCCUCCGUCCACAAUCAAAAAUACUGUUAACUUCUCGAUACAGAUGUGGGGAAACAGGAAAUCAAUAAUUUCAACAAGAUUCAUCAGGAAACACAAAGUGAAUGUCUGAGCUAUUGAAGGAAAAUUUUCAUGGGUGAAGCAAGGAAGAUGUGAGCAUUUUCUUUUAAAAUCCUGGCAGUAGGCCAAAGAGUGUCGAUAUCCGUCUCAUGCUGAAGUACAAAGUUUAGCAGAUGAUUUGCUGCUGGGUCUGAUUUAAAAGCAAGGGCUCUGCUCAACUCUUUUCUGCCACAAAGUGGUGACAGCUUCAAUCUGGCAGUAGGUGUGGUGAAGAGCCCAGAGCAGCAGAGGCCCAGGGAGUUUGAUUGUGGCAGCCAUGUUUCAUUUCAGGGUUACGGAGGAUCUCAGUUGCUGCUUUAAUUCCAGUGAGGAUCCAGAUGCUAUUUGUUCACAAUAUGGAUUGUCUUGUAUGGAAAAGCAGGUUCCAGACUGCAUAUGCUCUCUAUAUUUUCUUCAUCCUAUCUUUCUCAAUUACCCAAGGAGUUAAUAUAUUGGUUGUUCCAAUUGAUGGAAGUCACUGGGUCAAUAUGAGGAUUCUAAUUGAAGAGCUGACACCACGUGGGCACAAUAUCACUGUGCUUUAUGCCUCACCAUCUUUGUACAUUAAAGAGAAGCCUGAUCUGAAUAAAUACAUUGUGGUUGAAAUGCAAAGAAAUGCGAGUGAAAAUACCAGUGCAGAAGUUAUCCAGAAUUUCGUAAAAAAUGCACUAGAAGCUUUACAGAAUGGUUAUGACUCUUAUGCAUUUCUUAAUGAAAUAAUGUCUUUUCUGUGGAACUGUCACAUUUGGACACGAGAGUUUAUUGUUGCAAUUUUUGAAAACAAACAUUUGUUAAGACAACUUGAAACUGCGCACUUUGACUUAGUACUAACAGAUCCUGCUUUUCCUACAGGUUCAAUCGUGGCUUAUUAUUUAAAACUCCCAGUGGUGUACAAUGUUCGAUGGGUCACCACUGGAGAAGCUCAUUUUUUAACUGCCCCAUCACCACUGUCUUAUGUACCAACCCAUGGCCUAAAAUUGUCAGAUAAAAUGAAUUUUCUUCAAAGAACACAAAAUGUAUGUCAAAAUCUGGUUCAAUCACUCAUCGCAAACAUUGUAUUUCAGGCUUUAUAUAAUGAUCUCUGCUAUCACUAUCUGGGCCCAGAUACAGACAUUGAGACUGUUCUCCUGAGGGCAGAUGUGUGGCUGAUGAGAGUAGAUUUUAUAUUUGAAUUUCCAAGACCCACCAUGCCAAAUAUUGUUUAUAUUGGAGGAUUCCAGUGUAAACCAUCCAAGCCUUUACCUCUAGAGUUUGAAGAGUUUGUCCAGUCCUCGGGGGACCAUGGGAUUAUUGUCAUGUCACUGGGGACCAUUGUUAGCUCUUUGCCAAUGCAUAUUACAAUGCAAAUAGCAGAGGCCUUUGCUCAAGUACCUCAGAAAGUUAUCUGGAGAUAUGAUGGAAAUAUCCCUCCCAACAUUGGAAAUAAUACGCUACUGGCGAAAUGGAUCCCUCAGAAUGAUCUACUCGGGCACCCAAAGACACGAGCCUUUAUUGCUCACGGUGGCACCAAUGGAGUUUAUGAAGCCAUCUAUCAUGGGGUGCCAGUAGUUGGAAUGCCAUUGCUUUUUGACCAGUUUGAUAAUUUACUCCGACUUGAAAUCCGAGGUGCAGCAAAAGUGAUUAAUGUUGCAACCAUGCGGUCAACAGAUCUAUUGCAGGCACUGAAUGAGGUUAUACAUAACACCUCUUAUCGGGAGAACAUGCAAAAACUCUCUGCACUGCACAGAGACCAACCCGAGACUCCGAUGGAGAGAGCUAUUUUCUGGAUUGAGUAUGUUGCUCGACACAAAGGGGCAGCACAUUUACGUUCAGAGUCUUACCAACUCCCCUGGUACAUUUACUAUUGUGUAGAUGUGAUGAUCUUUCUGUUGUCAUUGUUCCUCAUAGUUAUAGCGCUGACAGUCCUACUAUUGAAAAAGCUUUGCAACAUUUCUUGGAUUAAAAAGCAAAAAAUUCAUUAAGAUUUAUAUUUUGGCUUGUGAAAGAAUUCAGUGUAUUAUUUCACAUUGAUAAUAAAGACCUUUAUUCCAGUAUCUAAUGCAUUUAUUUUUAAUGCUGAAAAAAAUUAAAUGCAUAAUUUGAUCAGAUAUCACUGGAAUAGCAUGUUAGUCAAUGCUUGCCAGUAUGAGCAGGUAAGAAGGGUGAAAUUCUAUUUGUGUGCCAAAUUUAAAGGGAAGAUAAACAUAUUUUGGAAGUACUGUUCAUAACAAAUCAACACAGUUGACUCAUGUCGAUUUUGCCUGCAGUAAUAUAUUUUGUCUACUUAUGUUAUCCCUCAUAAUAUAAGAAAUGAAAUAUGGAUAACGUGAUAAUGGAGAGUCCAGCAGACAUUUACUACAACUCCUUAAUAAAUAG